AUGGGAGGUUAUCUACCACUUGUUUCAGAGAUGCAGUGUGAGGAGCUGUCAGCCAGAGAGGAGUUCACCUACAGCCACAUGCCCACUCUGGAAAGAGGCGGCGGGACGCUGGGACGAAGGGGUGACAGGGGAGCAGAGAGAAGGCCAGACAGGGGGGAGCGGGAUAGACCCGAGCGGGACAGCUACACGGUGGACGUGAGGGCCAGUGACCUGCAGCUGGCCCAGCCGGAGCCUCUAAAGCACCCCUGCUUCAGCUACAGGGCCUGGCUCUACAGUGUCCUCAUAGGGGGCAGUUUGCUCAUCACAUCUGGUUUCUCCCUGUACCUGGGAAAUGUGUUUCCGGUUGCCAUGGACUACCUGCGCUGCGCUGCAGGCUCUGGCCUCCCUGCAGCCAUAGCUAGUUUUGCCAUUGCCAAGAACAGACAUGUGGCAGUGUCAGAUUUCCAGGUGGUCUAUGUGUCAACAUUUGCUGUAACAACCACCUGCCUGGUUUGGUUUGGUUGUAAACUGGUCCUGAACCCCUCUGCUGUCAAUAUAAACUUUAACCUCAUCUUGAUGAUUUUGCUGGAGGUGUUGAUGGCCAGUACUGUCAUCCUGUCAGCCCGCUCUGCAGAGGACUGCUGCUGCCACCGGAAGUCGGUGACAUAUGACAGACCUGUGGUUAUAACGCCUGCAGUGUUCCCCACUCGACUCCUCAAAGCAUAUUCUGUGAUUGAAGUGAUCGUGGGAAUCUCUGCUGUAUUUGGAGGAAUUAUUGCCCUCAACAUGGAUGCUUUGCUGCCAGGUCCCUACUUGUCUGUCACAUUUUUCUGGAUCCUUGUGGCUUGUUUUCCCAGUGCUAUUGCAAGUCAUGUUGUGUCAGAAUACCCCAACAAAUGUCUGGUGGAGGUGCUAAUUGCUAUCAGCAGUGUGACGUCUCCCCUGCUCUUUUCAGCCUCCGGUUUCCUCUCUUGUAGUGUGAUCAGCUUUAUUGAAAUUUUUCUGCACGAUGUGCCUACAGCCAAGCAAUCCUAUGACAUCCUGCUGCUGAUUCUGAUGGUGCUGCUGCUGGUGCAGGCAGUUCUAACUUCAGCCACCGUGGUGCACUGUGCCUCCUACAAGAGUCAGCUCCGCAUGGGGGCUCCAGAGUGCGACGACAGCAUGCACACCCCGACCCAUUACUGUGAGCAAGCAUCCAGUGGAACGCAGGAUUUCAACAAAGACAGAGCCUGGAAGGCAGUUGUGGUCCAAAUGGCCAAAUGA
This is a messenger RNA of Xiphias gladius (swordfish), 1242 nucleotides long. RefSeq names its product modulator of VRAC current 1 (gene mlc1). NCBI's taxonomy places the organism in Eukaryota, Metazoa, Chordata, Actinopteri, Istiophoriformes, Xiphiidae. The transcript is spliced from 12 exons. Bases 1 to 1242 code for a protein of 413 amino acids. Gene Ontology annotation, cellular component: plasma membrane; endoplasmic reticulum; cytoplasmic vesicle. The record is from RefSeq and is a predicted model, not a curated record. Gene Ontology annotation, biological process: regulation of response to osmotic stress.